UUCUGGUGAGAAAAGUGACGCCGUCAGCGUCUCUGCGCGCAAACGCUGGCGAAUGACCGGCGUCGACGUCGCAACGCUGUAUAUCGUUGUCGCGAAAUCCCCAGUAGCGUCGUUCUAGUGCUCCGCGACGGUCGAAUCACACACCCGCUCCGUCAAACGUUGAUUGGCGUGAAAGUUGACAACUUUUCAAACCUGUGUAUGAACUCAAUGAACCUUGUCCACCUCUGACAGUCGAUUAAAUAAUCUUCAACCACUGAUGCGUGCCUUCCAAGCCAAAUUUCUCAAAUAACUCUCAAUAACAGAGCAUGUAGAAUGUAAUGAGAAUGGAACAAGAUAGAGAGUGAAUAAUUCAAUGGAAUGAAUGACUGCGUUACACAGGUGGAAAUUUGUCGGACAAAUUUCGAGAUGCAUGGAGGAGCACCAUUACAUACUGUCCAGUGACACUUCAUGUUUCUUCUCCAAACUUGAAUGUGUGGCAAUGCAGCUCCAGAAUGAAGAUUUGGUUGGAGUGGCAGCAGCUCUGUCUGAUCACACUCUUCUUCAUAUUCAUUGUUGUUACAGUGGUGGGAAACACACUGAUAAUCGUAGCAGUUGUGACAACGAGGCGACUGAGGACGGUGACAAACUGCUUUGUCAUGUCGCUGGCCGUUGCUGAUUGGCUCGUUGGAAUAUUCGUUAUGCCCGUCGCUGUCGCCUACCAUAUCAUGGGGAGAUGGGAGAUGGGCCGGAUCCUGUGCGAUGUGUGGAUCUCGCUGGACGUGGGUCUUUGCACGGCGUCAAUACUGAGUCUGUGCGCCAUCUCAAUUGACCGCUACUUCGCCAUCACUCAGCCGCUCAACUACACUCGCCGAAGACGCUCAAAGCGCCUCGCCCUAAUUAUGAUCCUCGUGGUGUGGGUGGCCGCCGUCGCUAUAACCUGCCCACCCAUAUUUGGCUGGUAUGAUUGGGAGCGACAUAAGAACAAGACAUGCAUUUACAGCCAGAACAAGAGCUACGUGGUGGUAUCGGCUAUGUUGUCAUUCUUCGUGCCUCUGACAGUGAUGAUCUACGUGUACGCGAGGAUAUCGUGGGAGAUAGCGCAGCGACAUGUCAACCUGGACGCCAUGAACAACGGAGCGGCGCACUCCGCUGCCACUCACAACAAUCACCACAUACGAACUUAUUCGAAACGGUGCGUAGCAAAUCUGGAAGAGUCAGACCAAGAACGAUCCGAAAGUGAUGACGUCGUGAGAGCUGGGAGGUUGAUGCCCCCGCUGACAAUGCCGGUUGUGACACCGACUGGGGUGAUUUCGGCGAACAGCAGCGGUCGGUCUGUGGAGAGCAGCCGCCGCCUGCGAUUCGGUGACUCGGCAACCCGCGUGUCAUCAUUCAAGCGCGAGUCCAAGACAGCUCAGACUCUGUCCAUUGUGGUCGGCGGCUUCAUCGCCUGUUGGCUGCCCUUCUUUGUCGCCUACAUCGUCAAUCCCUUCCUCGACAAUGGCACAAUAGGCAACUGGCUCAUGACCUUCCUCACCUGGCUAGGAUGGUUGAACUCGGCCAUCAACCCGUUCAUCUACGCCUUCUACAGCCCCGACUUUCGGUUGGCGUUCUGGCGUCUGACGCUCAGGCACUGCACGUCGCGUCAGCAGCAGCGUGUGGCCAGGCGGAAGCAGACAGCAGGCAACAGUGCCUCGCGUCAGAACACACACAAGCGAGACGCUACCACGCACUACCUGCAGUGCCACAGGCCCUGAUGUCGACCCUAUCACACUGGCCGACAGGUCUGCUUCAACGACUCCUGUGUAUAAGCAACGCCAAACAAACUGUUGUAGUUGUUCAAGACACGUGUUUGGAAGACUCAAAUGUUGGUGUUCAGAUCAAACAUAAAUAUAUUGGCACACACUUGGAAGCUGGACCUUCCUGCCGUCGUGUUCAUUGUACAAAACUUUACCAAUUCAGCUGGUAGAUUUGCAGACUCUCUUUAUUUUCCUAUCCGAUAAGUCAUGCUUUAUGAUACUUCUGUUCCUAAUUAGCAUCCAGUGCGGAAGUGAGUGUUGCAGCUGUUUCAAUUUCCUGUAACUCUGAAAACAGGCCCUGAUGUCUAACCCGUGAAAUAUGAAUAAGAUGAAGCUCUUCCAUUGUGCUAUAGUGACAGAGAUGUAAAAAAUAUCUAUGUUGCACAAAUCGACUUGAGAUUAUCUUCUAGUAAACGAAGUUCAUAAACUGGUGAUUGAUUAUGGUGUAAUGUUUUGAGAAUAAGUUGAGAUCAGGUCAUUCCUUUCAAUAAGAAGAAGCUCUGAUAUUGAACUUCCUCUAUCGUUUUGUAACACGCUAAUAGUCGCUUCUUCCCGAAGAGGAAAUUUCAACCCACUUUAUACUUUCCGUAAAUAUUAAUCAUACGGCCAUCACUUACAUGUAACGUGAGUUGAUUUUUAUAUUCAACCCAGAUAUCAUAAUUUCAGGUGUUUUAACUGUGUCAAGUGGAUGUUACAAUUGUCAUAGAUUGUAUAAAUAUUUUAAAGUGAGUGUGCUUUUGUGUUCAUUGAAGCAUGCUUUGGUAGAAAUUAAGAUCAAUGUUUGGAACAAUAAUUAAUUUUAUCUGAUUUCAUUUCAUUAUUGAAUCGUGGAUUUUCAGUGCAGAUGAGUUUUGCAGCUGGAAGUGAGUGAUAUCUAGUCAUUAAAUGCAGUACAGCUUACUUAAAAAAUACUAUCUCCAUUUCAAUGUACAGUGUAUUGUGAAUCUUAAUAACAUCGAGUAAACAGAUUUUUUCUGAAUCAGUAUGUAUUAUCUAUUUUUUACAAGAACAUGCUAAAAAUUGCAUGCUAUUUUCUCAAUAUGACAUGAUUUGACAGAGAAUGACUCUUACAUUGUUAAUUUCAUGUCUGACUCUUCAUAUGAUAAAUAAGGUAGACUGACCAUCCAGCUAUCUCAGUUUAUUCCGUGUUAAUCAUCGUUAUAAUAAAUCCGCAAUUCCUAUUGAUUCUGUAGUUUCAAUUGAGAGUUAUAAAGUAAACAUUUCCAUAUUGUCUAUUAAACCUAUUAUCAAGUUCGAAAAAUUCAAAAUUCACUAUUUUGCAAGUUUUUCAUUUUGCACAAUUCUGGCUGUGUCUGUAAGUGAAUUUAGAAAUAUUUAUGCAUUACAAGUGAUUUUUUAGUUACCAUGAAUCUUUAUAAACUAGGCCUAUAUAGGUGCUCCUUCAAAGUACAACUAGAAUCUACUAUAUUGAGCAUAAUAUUUUCAAUACAGUUCCAUUUUUGUGGCUUAUUUAAGAGGGUUUUGUACAUUUUUUUAUUGUAAACAAUGAAGAAUAAAUUAUGUUGAACAAG
This is a messenger RNA of Nilaparvata lugens (brown planthopper), 3307 nucleotides long. Its product is annotated as probable G-protein coupled receptor No18. The transcript is spliced from 10 exons. Gene Ontology annotation, cellular component: membrane. Gene Ontology annotation, biological process: adenylate cyclase-activating adrenergic receptor signaling pathway. Bases 492 to 1733 code for a protein of 413 amino acids. The record is from RefSeq and is a predicted model, not a curated record. Gene Ontology annotation, molecular function: G protein-coupled receptor activity. Lineage: Eukaryota; Metazoa; Arthropoda; Insecta; Hemiptera; Delphacidae.